Messenger RNA from Daphnia magna, 576 nucleotides. RefSeq lists its product as uncharacterized. The transcript has 3 exons. The record is from RefSeq and is a predicted model, not a curated record. The coding region runs from base 1 to 576 and encodes 191 amino acids. Lineage: Eukaryota; Metazoa; Arthropoda; Branchiopoda; Diplostraca; Daphniidae.
AUGGGUAGUUAUCUGGGUAGGUAUCUGUGCGAAUGGACACCUGAACCUAUAGCCUCCAUUUCAACGAGCAACAGUAACGCCCGAGAUUCUGAGAAGUCAGCCGAUGAUAUUGAUUUAUCAAUAUCACUAACCGUGGAUAGUGAUAAUGGAGCCGAUAGUGAUGAUUCAUCUGACGACAGGAUGUCUCUUUCAAGUUUUUAUUCUAAUGCUAGUCGCCCCUGUUCCAUUCUGGUCAACGUGUCCGACUCCGAAUGUGUUUUAGUGAAUUUGGAUUGUAAUCAAUCAUCUGAUCGCGGCUUGUGGCUUCAGCCCUUUUCAUCCGAACUAGUUGACUUUUGGAUUGAAAAGGGUCCGAUUGCUUGUCAAAACAAUGACGGUGCUUUCUUGAAAUCAAAGCGAGUUUACAACGCCAAAGGCAAAAGGAAGAAAACCAGUUUUCUAAAGGAUUUGCAGACUGGAAACACGCUUCGACUAUGCUUGGAUAUCACGAAAAAAGUGCUCACCACGUCAAGUGUAUCCGCACUUAUAUCGAACACAAAUCACUUUCAAGACUUCGUCGUGUCGAUUGUGAAUUAG